AUGGACGGUAUUACUAAACCUAGACAACUAUUCGACCUUCACACUUCCACCCUUGUCCCACUCCCCAAGACACCUAACGCUGCCCUGUCCUCGCCUGAAUGGUACAAUGCUAUGUAUGACGAGUUUAGUGCUCUUAUUAAAAACAAGACCUGGGAACUAGUACCCCGGCAUCCCGACAUGAAUAUCAUUCGGAGCAUGUGGUUGUUUAAAUAUAAGUUUAAGUCUGAUGGCAGUCUAGAAUGGUACAAGGCUCUUUUGGUGUGUGAUGGUCGUAAACAGCAGGGAUUCUCUCAAAGCAAGUCGGAUAACUCCUUAUUUAUUUAUCACAAGAAUAAUCAAGUUGCAUAUCUACUCAUUUACGUGGAUGAUAUAAUUCUCACCACCUCUUCCGAUGCUUUACGUCAGCAACUUAUACGUCUUCUUGCUGGAGAGUUUGCCACGAAAGACCUUGGACCACUUUCAUAUUUUCUGGGCAUUGCGGUUACUCGCACGGGAAAUAACAUGAUUUUGUCUCAACAUUCCUAUGCGACGGAUAUCAUUCACCGAGCUGGCAUGGAGUCGUGUAAACCGGUAGCUACUCCAGUUGACACUCAGUCCAAGCUUGGUAGUAAUUCAGGGCCCCUCUUUGAAGAUCCUACUUUGUAUCGCAGUUUGGCAGGGGCUCUACAAUACCUCAACUCCACUCGUCCAGACAUCACCUACUCUGUUCAGCAGGUAUGCAUGCAUAUGCACUCUCCAUCCGUUGAGCAUUGGAAUGCUCUAAAGCGCAUCAUACGGUAUCUUCAGGGCACUUCCAACUUUGGCCUGCAUCUCGGGCCGGCUUCUUCUGUUUCUCUUGUUGCUUAUACUGACGCAGACUGGGCCGGGUGUCCAGAUACUCGACGCUCCACAUCAGGAUAUUGCGUUUACUUGGGUGAUAAUUUGAUUUCUUGGUCCUCUAAGCGUCAGUCCACUAUCUCCAGAUCCAGUGCUGAGGCUGAAUAUCAUGGUGUUGCCAAUGUGGUCGCCGAAAUAUGUUGA
Helianthus annuus (common sunflower) is the source of this 1020-nucleotide messenger RNA. RefSeq lists its product as uncharacterized. The record is from RefSeq and is a predicted model, not a curated record. The coding region runs from base 1 to 1020 and encodes 339 amino acids. NCBI's taxonomy places the organism in Eukaryota, Viridiplantae, Streptophyta, Magnoliopsida, Asterales, Asteraceae. The transcript is spliced from 2 exons.